AGCUCAAACUGAAAGAGAACAUCGGGAACACGUUUCUGGACAUGGCGCUGUCGGCGUCCCGCGAUGCGGACUCCUUCUAUGUGCAGGACUGCCGCCAGGUCCAAAACAACACCCAUUCAAUCCAGACACUCACCGGGCAGAUCUCCAAGCUAGUGGGCACCAUGGAGGCGGAGAAGGACUUCCAGCACUGCCGGAAGAUGGUGGAUGAGGCUGUCCGCCAGGCAUCGGAGACAAAGACUAUCCUGGCUCGGAUUCGUGAGCAUCAGCACCAAGCUCAGAACACCGCGGAGCGCAACAAUAGAAGGAUGAUGUACCAGAAGCUGUCUGACAACCUUGCCAUCACUGCACGAGUCCUGGAGGACGUGGUGCGGAGGUUCACCGCGGAGGAGCGGCGCCGCGUGGGCGGCGGAGUUCUGGAGACGCCGAGCAUCGCCGCGGCGGAUGCGGCGGGGGGCAACGAUCAGAAGCCCCUGCUGAGCACGCCCGAGAUGGAGGCGGUGCUGCAGACAGACAAAGUACAGACCUUGCGGAAGGUCGACGAGGACAUGCUUUGCUUGCAGCGGAUCUACACCGACUUGGCGAGUGCCGCGGAGGAGCAAAGUUGCACGUUCGACUCCCUGGAGAGCCACAUGGCGCGGGCCGCCGCCGACGUGGAGCGCGGCAGAGAAGAGGUCGAGUACACUGACAAGUACAACAUGGCAGCAAAGCUGAAGCGAAGGCUGUGGCUUGCUGCUGGCGGCCUUUUGGCAGUGAUGGUUUUUGGCACCGUGAUCAGCUCGGGGUGAUGCGCCUCACAGAUUACAGCAAGUUUCACCAGACCAGGGCGGCGCUCUUAUAU
Messenger RNA from Effrenium voratum, 838 nucleotides. NCBI's taxonomy places the organism in Eukaryota, Dinophyceae, Suessiales, Symbiodiniaceae. The record is from the annotation of a GenBank genome assembly.